AUGAGUCAGACAUAUUCAAAUUCAGGUUCAGCAAGUUUAGUAACAGCAUCUUCAACACAUAUCGAGGAUCCAUCUUUAGGUGUGAAGAAAGAAUUGACAGAGAGUGGCGAAGUUAUCAUUACAGAGUUGGGUAAAUCAAUAAAAUCAUUGAUAAAACAUUCAAAUAAUAUGUUAGCAAUUUGUAAGGCUUUUGCACAACAUGAAGUUAAUGUAAUGCAAACUGAUGAUAUGAUAAAUCAAAUGAAUUCAUUAUCAAAAGAAUUAAAUCAACAAGUCAAUAUAUUAAGUAAUUCAUUGAAAUGUUUGGAUAGUAUAAAUUAUGCAGUGGUCGAUGUAAACAAAACAGCACAUUCAUUUACAACUAGUAAUAAGAAUCUAAGUUCACCUACAUCUUUGACAGACUCAAAAUGA
Molecule: messenger RNA, 411 nt
Organism: Heterostelium album PN500
Lineage: Eukaryota; Evosea; Eumycetozoa; Acytosteliales; Acytosteliaceae
Exons: 4
Coding region: 1-411 (136 amino acids)
Source: RefSeq, a predicted model, not a curated record